This is a messenger RNA of Populus euphratica (Euphrates poplar), 2127 nucleotides long. It is a transcript of the gene BRXL4, whose product is annotated as BREVIS RADIX-like 4. Lineage: Eukaryota; Viridiplantae; Streptophyta; Magnoliopsida; Malpighiales; Salicaceae. The record is from RefSeq and is a predicted model, not a curated record. The transcript has 7 exons. Bases 572 to 1738 code for a protein of 388 amino acids.
GCCCAUAAUGUGGAUCACAAGGCCAAGUCCAAAUAAAUAUCUCCCAUAGCCAGAAGAAAAGAAGAAGAGCAUUUGAAGAAUCCGAGAGACAGACAGGAGGCAGCGGCCUGAAUGCACAGCAAUUCUCAAAACAUAAUCAAGCUAAGGGCUCUGAGCAUCGAAGUAAGAAAAUAAAAGAAGCCAAGGCUUCAACCAACAAACCAACAGCUCUCUCUCUCUCUCUCUCUCUCUGCCUCACUCUCUUCUUCAACCCCUUUUUUAUGGUGAUUAGUUCCCUCUACCACCAUAUUUAUGCAAGCAAAAAAUGCAGUCCUCCUACCACUCCAAUUCAAGAGAAUCUCUGAUCGUGUUAUUUAAAGCGCGCAAUUGAACGAAACGCUGCAUGAGCACUGGACUCAAGGCCCCUCUCGUUAUUCGCGCCUUGCUUUCUUCUCCGAUUUCCCAUUCUUAAUUUCUCACUAACACUGUACGGACUUGAUACUUCUCUGAGUCGUCAUUCGCGCUUUGCUUUCUUCUCCGAUUUCCCAUUCUUAAUUUCUCAAAAACACUUCUGCCUGCAGCAGAAUUCAAAAUGCUGACGUGUAUAGCUCGUUCUAAACAACCCGGUGAUGACUCACUGAGUCAAGCCGAUGACGACUCAGCCGCCGCCACCGCCAAUCAUCAUCUCUCCGCAGCCAAACAACAACAACAACAAGCAGCCAUCAAAUCCCUAACUUCUCAGUUGAAGGACAUGGCAUUAAAGGCAUCAGGUGCAUACCGCCACUGCAACCCAUGCACGGCGCCAAACACAACUACUCAGAGUCGACUCAGGAGCAACUCGACUGAGUCAGACGCCGAAUCAGAGAAAUUCAGGUGGUCGCUGCGGCGGACGGGAAGCUCGAGCUCGACGACACCGCGUACGUGGGGAAAGGAGAUGGAGGCGAGGCUGAAAGGAAUAUCGAGCUCCAGUGGCGAAGGGACUCCGAAUUCGGUAAAUGGUAGUGGGCGUCGGGUCGACCCGCCAAUAGUAUUCGUUGAAGAAAAGGAACCUAAAGAAUGGGUGGCACAAGUGGAGCCCGGUGUUCUCAUCACAUUCGUUUCGCUUCCAAGGGGAGGGAAUGAUCUCAAGCGGAUACGCUUCAGUCGAGACAUGUUUAACAAGUGGCAAGCUCAAAGAUGGUGGGCAGAGAACUAUGACAGGAUCAUGGAGCUUUACAAUGUCCAGAGGUUUAACCGCCAAGCUUUCCCACUACCAACACCCCCAAGAUCCGAGGAUGAGAGCUCAAAGAUGGAAUCUGCAGAAGACAGCCCAGUAACACCUCCACUGAAUAGAGAACGGCUACCCCGUAACUUGUAUCGUCCAACAGGAAUGGCAAUGGGCUACUCGUCCUCAGAUUCACUUGACCAUCACCCAUUGCAGGCCCGUCAUUACUGUGAUUCUAUUGGUUUCACCUCCACCCCAAAACUCUCCAGCAUCAGUGGAGCUAAGACAGAAACAUCAUCAAUGGAUGCAUCUAUAAGAAGUAGCUCAUCGAGGGAGGCUGAUCGCUCAGGAGAGCUUUCCAUCAGCAAUGCCAGUGAUAUGGAGACUGAAUGGGUCGAGCAGGAUGAACCAGGUGUUUACAUCACUAUCAGAGCCUUGCCAGGUGGAAAAAGAGAGCUCAGACGAGUCAGAUUCAGCCGAGAAAGAUUCGGGGAGAUGCAUGCCAGAGUGUGGUGGGAAGAGAACCGAGCCAGGAUACAUGAACAAUACUUGUAAUUGAGCAAUACGGUGGCUGCUGGUUCGUUGUAAUUGUGGGGGUGUGUUUUUCCCAAUAUUUUUAACUUUAUUUUUUUUUUUAAUUUUCUUUUGGUCUGCCAUACCGGUAGAAUCUCUUCCAUAGAUAUCCGAAAGGUGCUGCUGGCACUCGUCGAUGCUGGGCACACCACUCGCUCCAUCCUUCGAUCCAAACUGUGAAGCCUCCCAGCAUCGUAACUACGCGAGCAUAUAUCCUUUGUGGGAUGGGGACGUCGACUUAAAUCCAUAUUUUUAACAGUUUCUUUUGAUCACGGGGGGCUAAAAGAGCAGCAUUGGUUGUGUAUUUUCAAGUAAUUUGGGUGGUCGACACAUCAAGAAGUAUCAAUGAAAGAAUGUGUUUUCUCCUCCCU